Messenger RNA from Phycodurus eques (leafy seadragon), 6344 nucleotides. It is a transcript of the gene kidins220a, whose product is annotated as kinase D-interacting substrate 220a. The transcript has 33 exons. Lineage: Eukaryota; Metazoa; Chordata; Actinopteri; Syngnathiformes; Syngnathidae. The coding region runs from base 187 to 5265 and encodes 1692 amino acids. The record is from RefSeq and is a predicted model, not a curated record. Gene Ontology annotation, molecular function: protein binding.
UCGGCUUCUCCUUGUUUAAAAUGACAAGAACUUGUUGAUGUGCUGGCCUCCCGGCGCUAACGCUAACUAGCUUAUUAGCUACUGGAAGUUCAGCUGGCCGACUGUUGUUGUCGUCGUCGUCGUCGCCUCUGGUGGAUGGAAAAUGAAACCAAAUAAUAUCAAAAUCCAGGUGUUGACCACUCAGCCAUGGAUACCAUCACUUCCCUGAAGAUGACCUCCGUGGCUGUCCAAAGCUUGUUCAGCUACGUGGAGGAGGAAAACCUGGCUGCCAUAAAAGCACACUUGGACAAGUUCAAAGACGUCGACAGCAGAAGUGAUAAUGGACAGACUCCACUGAUGGUGGCGGCUGAGCAGGGCAAUCUGGAAAUCGUGCAGGAGCUCAUCAAGAGAGGAGCCAACGUUAACUGCGAUGAUGUUGACUGCUGGACAGCGCUAAUGUCAGCAUCCAAGGAAGGCCACAUUCAGGUGGUCGGAGAAUUGCUGGACAACGAUGCUUACAUGGAACACAGAGACAUGGGAGGGUGGACUGCUCUCAUGUGGGCCGCCUAUAAAGGUCGCACAGAUGUCGCACAGCUGCUCCUGAGGAAAGGAGCUAACCCUAACAUCACUGGCCAGUAUAGUGUCUACCCCAUAAUUUGGGCGGCAGGUCGAGGCCAUGCUGAGAUCGUUCAUCUCCUGCUGCAGCACGGAGCGAAGGUCAACUGCUCGGACAAGUACGGCACCACCCCACUGAUCUGGGCUGCCAGGAAAGGUCACUAUGACAGUGUGAUGCACCUUCUGGCCAAUGGAGCCGAUGUGGACCAGGAAGGAGCCAACUCCAUGACAGCCUUGAUUGUGGCAGUAAAAGGAGGCUACACUGAAAUCGUCAAGGAGCUGCUGAAGAGAAACCCGAAUGUCAACAUGACAGACAAGGAUGGCAACACAGCCCUGGCCAUCGCUGCCAAGGAGGGACACACAGAGAUUGUGCAGGACUUGCUGGAUGCCGGAACCUAUGUUAACAUCCCAGAUAGGAGUGGGGAGACCAUGCUGAUAGGAGCAGUGAGAGGAGGUCAUGUGGAAAUAGUGCGAGCUCUGCUGAACAAAUAUGCAGAUAUUGAUGUCAGGGGCCAGGAUGGAAAGACAGCUCUCUACUGGGCAGUGGAGAAAGGUAACGCCACCAUGGUGAGAGACAUCCUGCAAUGUAACCCUGACACGGAGAGCUGCACCAAGGAGGGAGAAACCCCACUUAUCAAAGCCACAAAAAUGAGGAACAUAGAGAUCGUCGAGCUGCUGCUGGAUAAAGGAGCAAAAGUGUCAGCUGUGGAAAAGAAAGGCGAUACACCCCUCCACAUCGCUAUCAGAGGGAGGAGCCGAAAGCUGGCCGAGCUGCUGCUAAGGAACCCUAAAGAUGGCCGCCUCCUUUACCGCCCGAACAAGGCCGGAGAGACACCAUACAACAUCGAUUGCACGCACCAGAAAAGCAUACUCACACAAAUAUUUGGCGCCAAACACCUCUCCCCAACUGAAUCAGAUGGGGACAUGUUGGGUUACGACCUGUACAGCAGUGCUCUUGCAGACAUUCUCAGCGAGCCCACCAUGCAACCACCCAUCUGUGUUGGUUUGUACGCACAGUGGGGCAGUGGGAAAUCUUUUCUUCUUAAGAAACUGGAGGAUGAAAUGAAGACGUUUGCAGGGCAGCAAAUCGAGCCGUUGUUCCAGUUUUCCUGGCUGGUGGUCUUCCUCACCCUCCUGCUGUGUGGCUCAGUGGCCUUGAUACUGGGCUUUACUGUUGAUCACAAGCUGGCUAUCGCUGUUUCCCUUAGCUUCCUCGCUUUGAUUUACAUCUUCUUUGUUUUAGUGUACUUUGGAAGCCGACGUGAGAGAGAGAGCUGGAACUGGGCGUGGGUCAUCAGCACCCGCCUUGCCAGGCAAAUUGGCUACCUGGAGCUCCUCCUCAAACUGAUGUUUGUCAAUCCCCCCGAACUGCCUGAGCAAACCACCCGUGCACUGCCUGUCAGGUUCCUGUUCACGGAUUACAAUCGGCUAUCCAGUGUGGGAGGGGAGACCUCCAUGGCUGAGAUGAUUGCCACACUCUCAGAUGCUUGUGAAAGGGAGUUUGGAUUCAUGGCCACCAGGCUGUUCAGGGUUUUCAAGAAUGAUGAGAUCCAAGGUAAAAAGUGGAAGAAGACAUGCUGCAUGCCUUCCUUUGUGCUGUUUGCCUUGACACUUUGCUGCCUCAUCGCUGGCUUAGCCUUGCUGGUAAUAUUUAAGGUGGACUCUGAAAACCUGACAGUGAACGCGGUGCUGAUCGCCAUGGCCAGCGUGGUGGGCCUGGCAUUGCUGCUUAACUGUAAGACCUGGUGGCAGGUGGGAGACUCUGUUCUUAACUCCCAGAGGAAACGCCUGCACAGGGCUGCCAACAACCUGCACCAGCUCAAGAGUGAAGGCUUUAUGAAGGUUCUGAAGCAUGAGGUAGAGCUAAUGUCAAAGAUGGCCAAGACCAUUGAUGGCUUUACCCAGAACCAGACACGAAUGGCCGUCAUCAUAGACGGGCUGGAUGCCUGUGAACAGGACAAAGUGCUGCAGAUGCUGGACACGGUGCGAGUUCUCUUCUCCAAGGGGCCCUUCAUCUCCAUCUUCGCCAGCGACCCUCAUAUCAUCAUUAAAGCCAUCAACCAAAACCUCAACAGUGUGUUAAGAGACUCCAACAUCAAUGGCCAUGACUACAUGAGAAACAUUGUCCACCUGCCAGUUUUCCUCAACAGCAGAGGUCUUAGCACAGCCAGGAAGCUCUGCAUGGCGGCACCCAGUAAUGGCGACGGCUUGGCUGCGGAAGGUUGGAAUGAAGAUGUUGACAGGAAGAUGUCUCAGAAUAGCCUGGCUCCAGACCAGGCCAAGUUUGGCAGCAAGAAUGCUCUUAACCGCAGGGACACAUACCGGCGGCGCCAGAUGCAGAGGACCAUCACCAGACAGAUGUCUUUUGACUUGACAAAGCUGCUGGUGACUGAGGACUGGUUCAGUGACAUCAGCCCCCAGACCAUGAGGAGACUACUCAAUAUUGUUUCCAUCACUGGUCGUCUUUUGCGAGCAAAUCAGAUAAUCUUCAACUGGGAUCGUCUGGCGUCGUGGAUCAAUCUAACCGAGGAGUGGCCUUACAGGACAUCAUGGAUCAUCCUCUUUUUAGAAGAGAGUGAUGGAGUGUCUGAUCAGGUCUCUCUCAAGACGAUCUAUGAGAGGCUGUCCAAGAACAUUCCCACCACCAAGGACGUGGAACCGCUGCUGGAGAUCGAUGGCGACAUCCGUAGCUUUGAGGUGUUCCUCUCCUCCCGAACACCCGUCCUCACUGCCAGAGAUGUGGAGAUGUUCCUGCCCUGCACUGUCAACCUCGACCCCAAACUUCGAGAAAUAAUAGCAGAUGUGCGUGCGGCCAGGGAGCAGAUGCACGUGGGAGGGGUUACGUAUCCCACAAUGUCUUUGCAAGAGGCGCUGGUGCCCCGUCCACAGCCGGGAUAUGGCCAGCACACAGCCGCCUGCUCACCUGCUGGUUCCUUCGCCGGGUCCUUGCCGCCUCAGCCGCACAGUGCUUACUUCAGUGGGAUGACUGGUCCUCAGCACCCCUUCUACAACCGGCCUUAUUUCCCCCAACAUGUGUAUCACCUGCCAAGGCAUUACCCCCAUCACGCCCACUCAUCCUUGCACCCUUCCAUUAAGCGUCCUGCUCAGCCCAAGGACAUCACUGGUGGACUUGAAGUUAUAGCAGAGGAUGCAAGAGAAGGCCUCCACUCCUGUCCCUCUGACCCUGCCAUGCUUUUAAGGUCACUGCCUUACAAAUCAAAGCAGGCCUCCCCUGCUGUCCUGCUGAGCUCAAUGAGCACAGAUGCAGUGUGCGAGUUCCUCAAACAGAUAGAUGGAAUCGACGGCAGCAUGCGUCAGUACACCUCCACCGUCAAGAAGGCGAAUAUAAACGGACGUGUGCUGGCACAGUGCAACCUGGAUGAGCUGAAGAAAGAGAUGGAGAUGAACUUUGGUGACUGGCAGCUCUUCAGGGGAAUGGUGAUGGAACAACGGCAUGCUGAAAGCCAGGCUCUGCUUCAGGAUGAGGCGCGUGCUGCUAGCGAGCAGGGCAACAGCAUGUACAGCGGAGAGCCCAGCAGGCGCUCGGUGGGGGCCCCGCGGGAAGGGGCGGCCUUCAGCCUCAACCUGAGCUUUGAGGAGCUCAGCCGAGCUGGACUAGAGGAGCCCCCGAGACGCAGCAGCAGCAGCAGCUCGCAGUGGCCGUUGACAACUCUCCACACCACAAGCAUGUCCAGCCUCAACUCGCAAGAAUCGUCCAACAACAUCUGCAAGUUGACCGACAGGCAGCAAGCCGAGUACCGCGACGCCUACGAGGAGUACAUCGCUCAGAUGGCCCAGCUGGACGGGUCAGGCGGCGCGAAGGAGAGGUCCGUGCAGCCCCAGCUCUCAACCUUGCUCCAGGCUGCCAGCUUGGACGACAAAGGGGCUAAGGAAGGAGCAGACCAAGAUGGCCGCAAGUCCUUCAUCAAGAGGGUCUCCAAGGCGACUGAGGCAGCAGACGUUCCCUCGGGGGCUGAUGCUCAGCUCCUCGAUCCCAUCAGCGAGGAGGAUGAGAAGCUGGACCACAGCACGAGCUCCAAAAACAACACGGCGGGGUCGCGCUUCCGCAAGCUGUCCAGCGAUGACGACUCGAGCCCUGAGGAGGCCGACAACACCACACCGCUUCUUCAAAAGGAAGCGAAAGCCAAGUCUUCACAUUUCCUCACUAAAGGUCCCCUGGAUCUAAAAGAGUCCAGUGACAGUUCCCCACAGGAGACAGCAGGAGAACCCAGCCUGGCGAGGGGAGCGGCGAGGCUGGGCGUGAUGGAGCUGGAGCUGGAGGGUGUGGUCAAGAAGCGAGGCCUGCUCCCCAGCAGCCUCAGCUGCCUACAGGACACCGCUGUGGCUCGCAUGUCCAUCUGCUCCGAGGCAGCCUCCGAGGCCAGCCUGAUGACGAGCAGCCCGGACGAAGCGUGGCCUCCCGGCGGCCUGAGCAACCUCAACCGCAGCGACAGCGACACCACGCUCGACAACAACACCAGCGACGCCAAUUCCAACACCAACAACAGCAGCCACCAACAACAGCAGUCCGCCACCUCCCUCUCCAGCAUCCCGCCCGCUGUCAUUAUCUCACCGGGCAGCGGCAACGCCACCGUCACCACAGCCACCGUCCACCACAACCAGAACCUGCGCUCGAUCAACCUCGGAGACGAAAGGGAGAGCGUCCUUUAAGAUUGUUUCUAAUCAUACUUCAGUGAUCAAUGUUGUCAUGUGAUGAGUAGAAUAGAGUUUAGUCUGUUAGGACCCAAUUGUAGAAGCUGUGUUACUUGUUAAUGAUAAUAGUGUACUUAAAAACAAAGGUGUUAAACUUGUUUUCAUCAAUUGCCACAUCGUAGUGGCGGUUGCCCACAGGAAGGGGGGCAGUUAUAACGAUGAAACCUAUGUCUCGUAAAUGUCUAAUCACUUGGGGUGCAGCUCAUCUAUAGUGUAAACAGGAAUAGAAUUUGAAAAUGUGACUUGGCGGGGCUAGAUCUUAUCUCUGAGCCUUGAGUUUGACACCUGGGCCUUAAGUUGCCAUUGGAAAAAAGUAAAUUAGAAAUGGAAAGUUGUGCAGUUGUUGUGACUUUGUGGCGCCUGUUAGGUAGAGAUGAUGUGCAUGUGGUGAUGGAAUGUUACAUGUAUUCUUUGCUGGUAUCAACAUCUACUCAGUGCUGUUGUGGCGUAAUGGACUGUUUUGUCAAAGAUGAUUUGCAUGCACUCCCAAGGCUCUGACAUGAUGUUCUGUCUCCUUCAAUUUGUCAAACUGUUUCAUUAUUUAAGUCAAUACACUUUUUCUGGAUGUUGAGAUCAUUGGAAUUAUUUUUUUUAAUAUUGCAGGAGAAUCUGAUCUUUCAAACUUACCUUGUUCAUAAAGGAUUCGGGCCCAGUUGUCGCUCAGGAAGUUUUCACAGUACAGGCCGUCGCUAUAUAAUCGUCCGAUAGAUGGCGCACUUUCCCAACAAAAUGUACUGCGCGCUAGCUGCACAGAUGCAAGCUGUCAAUCUUGUCAGAGACUCCCUCCCCCUUUCUAAAGGGGUACCUACAAGGGUCUUUUGAGGACACUAAUAAGGCACUUUGAAAAGGUUUUAAGCAUCUGCAUGUUUUAUCACACAUUAUACAAAUUUGUAUGUGUUACUCGGUUCUGUGUUUGAUUUUUUUUCUUUAGGUCGAGCCUUCCUCUGUGUGUAGGGUUUACAUGUUCUCCCUGUGCACGUGUGGGUUUUCUUCAUGUACUUCGGCUUGUUCUUACAUUAAAAAAAACAUGCAUGUUA